Messenger RNA from Cataglyphis hispanica, 2299 nucleotides. RefSeq names its product protein deltex (gene dx). Gene Ontology annotation, molecular function: zinc ion binding; ubiquitin protein ligase activity. Bases 313 to 1908 code for a protein of 531 amino acids. The record is from RefSeq and is a predicted model, not a curated record. Gene Ontology annotation, cellular component: nucleoplasm. Gene Ontology annotation, biological process: Notch signaling pathway; protein ubiquitination. Lineage: Eukaryota; Metazoa; Arthropoda; Insecta; Hymenoptera; Formicidae. The transcript is spliced from 6 exons.
CGUGCGUGUGUACGAUGUUGUGUCUCUCUUGAUGAGAGGAAAUUGCGGAUUUUUCGUCGGCGCGUUUCGAGAUUUCGCGAAGUCGCGUGAAAUUUCGUGAGAAAAUUAAUCCCCCGAGCGGGGGAGGAACAAAUCCGUCAUCGUCGUCGUCGUCGACGUCGACGAUGAUACGGGAUCGUCGACCGUGGGAAAAGUCGAAAAUGUUCCCACGCUCCCGCUACGCUGCAAGUGUAUGUCGCGCGUGCGUGUGAAAUUCCACAGGGAGGGAACGUUGGCGAGCGGGCGGCGGCAUCGGAGGGGGAUGAAAAGAGGAUGAGCGCCCAGGGGCAGGAGCACGGACACGCGGUGGUCGUGUGGGAGUGGGAGAACCGUCACGGACGAUGGAGGCCCUACAGUCCGGCUGUGUCGCAGCAUCUCGAGCGGGCCCAUUACAAGAAGCUUACGCGGGUGCUCCUCAAUGAUGCAGAUCCAACCCUUGACAGAUAUUACAUAAACUUGAGGACUAAGACACAAUGCAGCGACGAUGGCGACGAGACGUACAAUGUAAGGAGAAGGUUUUAUUUACCAGGCUCACUGGCUGGAAAAGGCGCCAAAUGGGAAUGGGCAGGUGAUUCAGAUGAUUGGCAUACUUAUGAUAUGGAAGUUCAAUGCCUCAUAGAAGAAGCAUGGGCGAGAGGUGACAAGACCAUUGAUAUUUCCAAGACUUAUUUGGGUUUUCCUUACAUCAUCAACUUCUGCAAUUUGACGCAAGUGAGAUGCUGUACGGGCUAUGUAAGGCCAAUAAGGCGCAUACAGCAAGCGCCUUAUCCAUUGGUCAAAGUCGCACUGGAGGAACUGCAGGUCACUUCCGGGAAGAAAUCCGCGUCAGUUACAGUCAAGAGUUCUACUGUCAAAGUUGCGCAUAAAAAAUCGUCUAACGGAAGCACUAAGAAGAGUAACAAGAAAGGUAAAAGCGGGGAUACUAACGGGCCAACGAAUAUCGCGCGCGUUAUUCUCAGCAACUUCAAUAUAUUCAGCAGCAAACAUGGUAUCGAGAACAACCCCGCGGCAACAAACAUAGAAUCCGGUCAGAAACGAAAGACGUGGGAUGCGGUGCUGGACGUUGACUCUAGUAGCACUAAGAGUGGUCGCCGGCCUAGCGUAGAUACCGUCUCUACGUAUUUAAGUCAUGAAAAUCCAAUAGAUUUGCUAGAUAGCAGUGUGGGAAGCGAUGAUGCUUUCAAAGAUUCUAUUCUUGGGAUGGACGCUACAUCGGACGUGAUAUCUCGGUAUGUGAAAGUGGUUGAAAGCGAUGGAUCUGAUUCCUGUCCAGUAUGUCUGGGCACUCCGGAACCGUUAACGGUCGAACUAACACGAUGCAGACACAGAUUACAUUUGGCAUGUCUAAAUGCGAUGCUUGGUUGCCAACAACCACCCAUGUACGUACAAUGUCCGGUUUGCCGUAUGAUUUACGGCGAGAAGAGAGGCAAUCAACCACCGGGAACGAUGAAUUGGACGCGAAUACCGCGGGCGCUACCAGGUUUUCCGAACACUAAUACCAUACAAAUCACUUAUGACAUUCCAUCUGGGAUUCAGAGUAACGAACACCCAAAUCCUGGCCAGGCGUACUAUGCCGUGGGCUUUCCCCGAGUGUGCUAUUUGCCGGACAACAAUCUUGGCCGUCGAGUAUUAAGGUUGUUGCAAAUCGCAUUCGAGCGCAGGUUGAUCUUCACAAUCGGCCGAUCGGUCACCACUGGUCGCGAAGAUGUCGUUACAUGGAACGAGAUCCAUCACAAAACCGAGUUAGGCCCGUCUACAUCCGGCCAUGGUUAUCCUGAUCAGAGUUACCUUGAAAGGACGCUUGCAGAACUGGCAGCGCAAGGUGUGACUGAUGGACAAUCAUCGCCGAUAUAUCAACAGCUACAUUAAUUGGAUAUAUAUUGGAUAAAUUAGGAUAUAAAUUGGAUAAUUAGAUGGCAUUCAUGUGUAUGUGAGAAUAAGUUAAUCUAUACAGGUAAUAACUUCAAGAAGAGAAAUUUUAAAUUUUAAAUUAAUUGUAAAAUAUAUAUAAAAUUGAGUAAAUUGAACUUAAUACAUUAUGAAUAUAGAUUUUGAAAUUUAUUAAUAAAUUAAAUUCAAUUUAACUUUUAUCAAUUUUAUAGAGCUAAAAAAAAAUUGUUUGAAAUAGGUUUAGAUCCUUAGAACCUUUUUUUUUUACUAUUAACUUAUUUGUUUAAUUCUAUAGAUUGACUUAUUUUUGCAUAUUAUAGGAAAGAAUGUGCGCAAUAAAGAUUAAGAUUCUAUUUAACAUAAACUUAUG